Molecule: messenger RNA, 7896 nt
Organism: Procambarus clarkii (red swamp crayfish)
Lineage: Eukaryota; Metazoa; Arthropoda; Malacostraca; Decapoda; Cambaridae
Source: RefSeq, a predicted model, not a curated record
CUGAGCAGUGCACGUUAGGCUCCCAGACGCCUGCCGGAUUAUCAUGUUUUGCCUCGAUAUCUGCCUUUAGUAGAGCAACCAUGGUGGAUUAGUGGCCAGCGAGGUAGCGUGUGGUGGUGUGGAGUGACCCGAGUGCAUAGUCGGAGGUGUGAGUGACGAGGAGGUGGAGAACUUGGAACGUCUUGAGUGUGGGAGGUGUAUCUUAGCCACAGCUUGAGUGAAGAAGCAACAAGUGAAAAUCUGUGUUUCGGAGAAUUUACCUGAAAAUGUAAACAAAAUGUAAAAAUGUGUACAUACCAUAUAUUGUAUAUAUUGAAGUAUCCAGUAAGGAACUGUUUAGGUUGUAAGUUCACAGUCAAAGUGGGCUGUUUGUGAGUUAAUGCAGGAAAAUGGGUUGCUGGUGCAAUCUAGAUGAAAAAGAGUUGCAGGACGUGCAUUGUGUGUAUAAGUUAAGAUAAUUGAAAGUGUGAAUGAAGAAGUGUGCCAAGAGGAGACAUUAGAUUCCAAGCCAUAUAAUGAUGAUGGCGAUUAAAUACCCAAUGAGAAACAAAAUGUUGUUAAGAGACUACUCGCACUCCUUGUCCUGAAGCUGCGAAAAUGGAUUACAGCCGAUAUAUAGUGCAGGUGUUUGUCGGGGCAUUGUCGCCUCAUUAUGAAGCUCUGUCUAUCGAGGUCAGCAAACAGACCACCUCGCAAGAAAUCACCAUUUGUAUUGUAGAGAGGCUUGGUCUUCCCAAUCCCCAGCACUAUGAAUUGGCCGAGGUCAUUGGCAAUGCUCACGGGCAAGAGUGUAAGGAGAGAAGACUGGGGCCACAGGAGAAUCCAGUGGCUCUUCAGAUGCUCUGGCCCCAGCCAUCCGUCACCGAAAGUAUUGAAGAAAAUGAACAACAUGAAUACAGAUUUUGCCUGCGAGAGAAGAUAUCAUCAGACUCCUUGUGGGCAGAACCCAGUCAGCUUGAUUCCCAACUAAUCCGUGAUUACUUCUAUAAAUUCUUAUAUCAGCCCAAAGAUAAAGAGUAUCCUGAUCUGUGUCAGUUACCUAAUCUAACAGAACAGACACUCCUUGAAAACCUGCGAGCGAGAUUCCAAAGAGGUUACAUUUAUACGUAUGUUGGGUCCAUCCUUAUAUCUGUCAAUCCGUUCAAAUACUAUCCAAUAUAUAAUCCGAAAUAUGUGAAAUUGUACCAGAAUCACCGUCUAGGAGAGCUUCCUCCCCACAUAUUUGCUAUUGCUGAUGCAGCCUAUCACUUAAUGCUAAAGCAGAGGCGCAACCAGUGCAUUGUUAUCAGUGGGGAAAGUGGAAGUGGGAAAACCGAGUCCACACUCUUCCUUCUGCACCAUCUUACCAUGCUGAGCCAAAAGGGAUCACAUGGAAGUGGUGUGGAGCAGACCAUCCUAAGUUCUGGACCAGUAUUAGAGGCCUUUGGAAAUGCGAAAACGGCCCACAACAAUAAUUCGAGUAGAUUUGGAAAAUUCAUUCAAGUCACCUAUAAGGAAAAUGGUCUUGUUCAAGGGGCAUGUGUUCAGAAAUAUCUGUUGGAGAAAUCAAGAAUCUGCUCUCAAGCACACAACGAGCGUAGUUAUCAUGUGUUCUAUUAUCUUCUUGCUGGGGCAUCUCCCCAAGUACGGCAAGCCCUUCAUCUUCUGAAACCCGCAGACUACCGCUACCUCAAUCAGAGCAAGUGCUAUACCAUUGAGGGUUGCGAUGAGCAGUUUGAGUUUGUUAGACUGAAGCAGUCCAUGGAGAUGGUGGGCUUCACGGCCGAUAAACAACAUCGACUCUUUGCUAUACUUUCUGCUGUCCUUCUAUUAGGGAACAUAGAAUUUCAGCCAAAGAAGUCUACCUACCAUCACGAUGAGUCAGUGCUGGUACGAAACCCUGAGCAAGUUAGUGUUAUAUCCACGUUGCUAGGUGUAUCAGAGGACACGCUCACAAAUGCACUCACAUCAAAGAAGGCUCGUGUUCAGGGGGAGACUCUAGUCAUGCACUAUCGCCAUCCUGAGGCUGUUGCAGCCCGUGAUGCCUUGGCCAAGUGUUUGUAUGGGGCAUUAUUUGACUGGAUUGUCCUGCAGGUGAACUACUCCCUCAUCACCCUAAAAGAAUCGGCCAGUGAUCUCGGUGGUAACUCAAUUGGUGUGCUAGACAUAUUUGGCUUUGAAGAUUUUGGUCAUAGUAACAGAUUUGAACAAUUCUGCAUUAAUUAUGCCAAUGAACACCUGCAGCAUUACUUUAACCAACAUGUGUUUGAGUACGAACAAGAAGAAUACCAGCGGGAAGGUAUUACAUGGACCAAUAUAGAAUUUACGGAUAAUGUUGACUGUCUAGCACUCAUUGAAGGGAAGCCAGCUGGUCUGCUGUGUGUGCUAGAUGAUCAGUGUAGUUUUCCUGCUGCUACGAAUGAGACGUUCCUUCAAAAGAUCAACACAGUGCACAAGGAUAAUAAGUAUUAUGAAAUACCCCAUAAGAGAGAAUCUGCAUUUAUUAUUAAACAUUAUGCGGGCAAAGUCAAAUACCAGGUUCAUGACUUUAGAGAAAAGAACUUGGAUCUUAUGCGGCCUGAGCUGAUAUGUGUUAUGAAGAAUAGUCGGUAUAGUAUCGUAAGAGAAGUGGCUGGGGCCGAUCCUGUUGCUGUGUUCAGGUGGUCUAUUUUAAGGGCAUUUUUCCGUGCUGUUAGUGCAUUCCACGGAGCAGCACUAAAGUACACCAAGCGAAAAGGACAAGAAGACCAAAGAAAAACACCAAAACAGAAAAUUCAUAUAGAUAAUUCUAGAAUUCUUGCCGCCAUCGAAAAUACUCAGAUUCGUCUACGGAAGACCCGCCACAGCCGAUCUCGUUCCCGUUCACAUGGCCCACGACACCAGAAAAACCUCAAAACUGUCAAGGCAUUGGCACAGAGAACUCAGUCUCUUACCUCACAGGGUCGGCUUCCUGGUUCUCGCAAACCUCCACAUACGGUGACCGGACAAUUCCAGCUCUCUCUCCAAACACUGAUGGAAGCUCUCAACACUGCCAACCCUUUCUUUAUUCGAUGCAUCAAGAGUAAUGCAAGUAAGGAGGCCAAUGUUUUUGGAGAUGAAAUGGUGAUGCGGCAGCUGAGAUAUACAGGCAUGUUGGAAACUGUUCGGAUAAGGCAGGCUGGCUUCAAUGUUAGACUCUCCUAUGAUGAAUUCAUUCACCAUUACAGAAUACUCUUACCCAAGGGUCUCUUAAGUGUUAAUAGUUCUCAGGCAGAUGUGCGGUCCUUUCUAAAAGGGAUGCAGUUGGUGGAAAGUGAGUACCAGAUGGGGAAUACAAAAAUAUUUAUGCGUGAAUCACAAAAACAGAAGUUGGACUCUCAACUCCACCAGACUAUUCUCUCUCGUAUUAUCAUUAUCCAACGAUGGUAUCGAACUAUUCACCAACGACGACACUUCUUAUUAUUCAGAAGGGCUGUUGUUAGAAUUCAGUGUCAGGUGCGGUGUUGGAUUGCACAGCAGGUGUUAACCAAAAUGCGUGUAAGACAUAAUGCUGCAACAUUCAUCCAAAAAAUGUGGCGUGGACACCGUGUACGAAAGUGGUAUUUGAAUUUACGAAGGGCUCUUAUAGCAUUCCAGGCUUGUGUCCGGGGGCAGCAGUCACGUCAGAGGUUCCAAAUAAUGUUGGACGAGUGGAGACAAGAAAAGGGUAGAAAUGAAUCCAAAAGACUCAAAGAAGAGGAAGAGAUGUCUGUCACUUCAAUAACAACUGCUGGGUCCACUCUCUCUGUACCAGUGGAUCUAAAUGAGCCUGCUCAACCUCCGCCGCGAAGAAAGUCACACAUUCAAAAUGCACAAGGUCACAAGCUUCACAGAAGACAAAGUGAGCAAGUUCUCUGCGAGAGAAGAAUGUCGGAGGAGCCGCAAUCAUAUCACGAAAACUUUAACAGACGCCUGAGUGAAACAAAUAUUCAAAUUCGGAGAUCGUCUCAAGGAAGUACAAGUGUUCAGGUAGUGUACAUCAGACAAAGUGAAGAAAGUCCGUUCACGCCAUCUCCUCCAGCGUCACCAAAUGGAACUGAAGAAGAUAAACCAACACACAAACCGAGAUCUUUCAGGCAUCGCCAGUAUACCAAAGUCCCACUUGCCAAACAGGCUGCCACUACUCCAUCAGCUUCUGCCGAGAGUUUGAAUUCAAACCACUUAGAGCGAAAAUCGAGCACAGGUGACGACGACAGUGCCAAACAGCAGCAUCUACAGCCACCUCUUGCAGAUUCACUUAGCAUGCUCAAGUUUCCAAGACAAUUGAAAAAGCCUUUCAAGAAAAUUAAAGGAAAACGAGAAGGCAGUUUCAGUGAGAGCGAGGAUGCUAUAUCAUAUGAGUCCCAACCCCAAACUCCCACAAGCCCAGGAGACUACCAUCCAAGCUUCUCAUCAGAGCUUGGCCCAGAUAUCAAUCCUGUAGCAUUGAAGGAGAGAAAUGUGGGAAGCAGUGGUAGCCAACAGGUGGCUUCUGCAUGGGAACUCAGUGGAGUUGAUGAGCCACCGAGAGCCAAAGAACCUCUAAAGCCGUCUUCCAGUCUUCCUGAUGUUGUCCAUGGAUAUGCGAGCCUCGAGCCAUCAGGGGUACAGGGUGCAGCCUCUUCAUCUCUUUCUAUCGUAGGUGGUGAAGCAGAAGCCUUGAAACAAAUACUUCUCAUCUCCCCUCAUCCCCUCAAGCAGUCUACUUUACUGAAGAAAGAAGUUUGUUUUGCGUGUGAUAAGCCAUUUACUGGCUUUUUUAUUAAUUACGGCUACAAGUGUUUGAGUUGCAAGAAAAUUUUCCAUUCGAGAUGUGUAAAAGCGUCUCUGAGUGUUUCCUGCUUAGAUAACCCAAACUCUGGUAAAGAGAACUCCAGUCCACUGAAUAAGAAGCCUCGGCGUAUUGACCAAGAAGACAAUUGGAACCUUACUAGAACAUCUGAAUUCAUUGAUAAAUCUGAUGAAGUGAUUAAAGAUGCAUAUGAAUUAAGACGGCUUGAAGAAUAUAUUAGGCGCAAGUUGUAUGAUCUAGAAGAGAAAGAGAGUGAGAAGGCCGACACUCGUACCCAAAGUCUCGAUCGCACUUUUACCCGAGAUGCACCAAGCAAAGAUUUUGAAGCGAGCAUUCGUUUACGAGAUCGAAAAGACUCGCAAGUGGAUCAGAUGUUCUGUCAGUCAUUACGCGAGUUUAAAAAUAAUUUGGUGUCCACUUAUUCUGUGGCAUUCCAGAGAGAAACAGCAGACCUUACCCUCAAGUACAAAGAUCUCAUUAAAAAUUUUGAGCAGGUGAUGAACACCGUAUGCAAGGAGAAGAUGGGAAAUGACACUUUCCCAGUUACAAUGGGAGUUAAUGCAUUUCGUGGUUUCCUUGAUGAAUUUAUACGAGAGAAAAAGAAACCAGUUGAGGAUAAAUCAAGAAGAAAAAGACACAGGCGUAAAAAGAGAAAGGUAGAGGAGUUGGUGUAUGGAGGCCACAUCUUCUCCCCAAUCAUGGUGAACAUUCCUACUCAGUGUGAAGUGUGUAACUCUUUCCUCUGGCUUUCUAUGAAGGCCUUCACCUGCCAAAGAUGUAAAGUUACGUGCCACCAGAAGUGUUACAAGAGAGCAGACUCCAAGUGUAGUCAUGAUGGUCCUAAGCCUAUUGUUGUUGAUACUGGAAUGCCCCCUACUAGAAAUCGCGUUCUUGGUGUACCGUUAGAAAAUUUAGUACGACCUGGUGAAAAAAUUCCUUCAGUUAUAGAUCGUCUUAUUACCAGCAUUGAGAUUUAUGGGUUGUACACUGAAGGGCUCUAUCGGAAAUCAGGUGCCCAGACUAAAGUUCGAGCAGUCAAGGCCCAUAUGGAGCGUGAUCCGGAUAAUAUAGACUUUACCGACACACCCAUUCAUGUCCUGGCCACCAUCCUAAAGUCCUUCUUUCGGGAAUUACCGGAACCCCUCCUGACCUUUGAAUGUUAUGACCCGCUCCUCCAUGCUACCGAGCUGCAAGAUCCAGAUGAUCAGUUGCAGACAAUAUUCAACAUCAUCAAAGGCAUACCUAAACUGAAUUAUGAUUUGCUAGAAAGACUCAUCUUUCACAUUGUUCGAGUGGCGCAUCAUGAAGAGCACAAUCGCAUGAGUGUUAAUGCCUUGGCCAUCGUGUUUGCACCUUGUAUACUGCGUAGUCAGAGAUCACAAACGGUUCAAGAUUCUCUUAAUGAUAUUGCCAAACAAACAGCGGUGGUAGAGUCGAUAGUAACAAGACAAUUAAGACAAGUGAGAAUGACACUUAAUGAUAUUGAUAGUGUUGAUAGUGCAACAGCCUCGGCAGGCAUGCGUCUCGACUCAAUUCGUUCCUUAAAGCCUCAAACUCAUCGAUACUGUGCACUUCAAAAUGAAGGUACAGUGUCCACAUUACCACGUGCGUCAACUGCUUCAGCGAGAUCUGCAUUAUCUGAUCCUUGUGAGCAAGAUCUGGAGGAAAAGUUGGAAAACCUCCGUGACACUCGGCUCCGCUUAGAGCUACAAUUGCCAACUCUUGUGAGAGGGAGCUCGGAAGAAGACCUCCUCUCCACAGAUAUGUCUCGAGGUGGAUCUUUGGAGGACAUUCCUGGAACUCCAAUCACUCCUGCUGCACCUGCUGCAUUUAUUGGAGGGUCCAGAGAGAGUGGGUGUGGUGACGAAUCGGAUUCACUUUCUAUAUCAGGUGACAACACAACCAGACAAAAAAGAACCCGGACUUGGAAACGAGAUAAAACAGACGAAGACGGUAGUGUAACUUCAAGAUUACACCAGGACUAUAGUGAUGAUGCUGUGAUGGUAUAGCUCACGUGUGAACUUUGGUCAUAGGAUCCAUAUUGCUUGGGUAGUGCCGAACAUUAAUAUUUAUAAUUUUCAUCAUUUGGGAAGAUGGAAUUUAAGGCAAUGCUGACAAAUUUAGCCGAAGGACCCAGUAUUUGUUUAUAUUUGAUUCGAUAAUUAUUCCUACAAUUUGCUACAAAAAAAGGACGCAUUCGGAUAAAAAACGUUUACGUAUAUUUUUCUAGGCACGAGAACAAGAAAUCUAUUAGUGUGAAUGUGACUCAUGUGCUUAGAACUCUUUUGUUUUUUUGUUUUUUUUUUGGUUUGAGAGGUAAGUUUGUUUGACAUCGAUCAUUGUUGUGUUUGUUACUUUGCUUUAAGGUGAACUAUUCUUGUCAAGAGAUGUGUUUUUUAUAUCUUUGUAAUGUAUAUUAAUUUGAAAACUCGUGUUUGUAAAUUGUCAAAUCUAGUUUUGAUAGGAUUGUGAUUAUCAACUGAACAAGCAUUGUAAAUACUUUUUAAGCUUUUCUUCUCUUAGUUACAUAUUUUGUUCUCUUAGCUACAAAUUUAAGUCAUCACAAACAUACUUCAGGGGACCAUAAUCAUUGUAUAAAAGUAUUUAAGAAUUACUUCAUGUUACAUCCAGAUCACAUCCAGAGUAAAAUUGCCUCAUUAACAAAGGGGGACUCAUACUUGACGACGGCUGUAUUAGCAGAGGCUCGGACUAAUGGGCAAUUUUGUGUGUAGCCAGGGAGGUUUUACUCAUGUUAACUUAUUUUAAGUGUGCUCUUAUGUGUUAAUGACAAAGUUCUUUCAUAUCAUCAUGCUCUGUGUUGUAAUUUUCUCACAAAAUUGUUAUGCCAUUUCUUGCCAUUACUUACCUAUUUUGUCUCUCAAUUUCAAAGUUUUUCCCCAAAGUUAAUAUUUAAAUUAAGUGUUCCUAUGUCCUUUAAUUAUUCAUAAAUGAAACUUUUACAAUGGGUAUUCCGUAUCUGUCCAGAAUUGUCUUUUCCCAAUUUGCAUAAUUUCCGAAAGUUAGUAUGUGUGCACAUCCCAGUGAUGUCUCCUGUCUUUUUUUGUAACUGCACAUUUUUCCCCACUUUUUCAUAUUUGGCGUAACAUUAAAAACCCAAGCAUAAAUAA